UCGACUGAUCGUCGAUUCUUAAUACAGCAUUUAAUGCGAAUGACUAAAUAUGCAAUAAAAAGCCCCUAGCCUGACAGAUAUCAAUUACAAAGCAUAUUUCACCACAAAACCCAGGCGUAUAAUGGUGGAAAGCCUCUGGGAACAUCCUUAUCUUAUCGGCGUGGUGGACACGAGACGACCACUAAUCAGAGUAUUAUAGAGUAGUGCUAACUCAUAAUAUUGAUAAACAAAAUAAAGGCCAGCCAAGAGGAACACGCGCGUUUAUUGGCAGAGAAUAGGUGCCAGAACUACGGGAAUGUCCGAACCGGGAUACAAGAAGCUGAGCGAGGAGAGGACGCGGGAAUGGCUGGCCAGCCAGGUGAGCACCUCCACCGAGGACGAGGAGCUGGAGUCCAUAGCGGAGUCCUCGGUGGUGGACAGCUUGGACUAUGACUACACGGAGGACGAUGAUAGGGAUCAGAAUAUCAGCACCAUGACACUAGGCACCCAGAUUGCCACCAAGAAACAGUCCAUCAUCAGCGACACCAUCAGGGACCUGAUGAACUCGAUCAACAGCAUUCAGACGCUGGGCAACGUCAACAUCAGCAACUCCACGAACGUCCACAUCGGCAAUGUGACCAAUAUCAAUGGAAACAUACAGAUCAUAGCCGAGGGCCUGAGCCAAAACCGCAGAGACAGGGAUCGUCGAUCGCCCCCAAAGCACAGCGGCCCCAAACCAGAGACCCAUUUCGAUGAGGACUAUCAGGAUGAGUCGGAGGAAAGGGUGCGAUCAGAUGUUUUUAUCAGGCGACAGAAGUUCAAAAUACCCAAAGAGCUGUGCUCCAUCGUUCCGCGCCAUUCCUGGCUGGCCCAGAAGCCCAUGGAGGAUCCUCAGCCCCUGCAGCUCCCCGUUAAAUAUGUGGUCAUCUUACAUACUGCUACCGAGAGCUCAGAGAAACGCGCUAUUAACGUAAGACUUAUCCGUGAUAUGCAAUGCUUCCACAUAGAGUCGCGGGGAUGGAACGACAUUGCGUACAACUUUUUGAUCGGCUGUGAUGGCAACAUUUACGAGGGACGCGGCUGGCAUGCGGUGGGCGCCCACACCCUGGGCUACAAUAAGAUAUCGCUCGGGAUCAGUUUCAUUGGCUGCUUCAUGCGGGAACUACCGACAAAGGAAGCUCUGACCAUGUGCCGCAAUCUGUUGGCCCGCGGCGUGGAGGAUGGCCACAUAUCACCUGACUACAGACUCGUUUGCCACUGCCAGUGCAAUUCCACGGAAAGUCCUGGCCGGCAGCUGUACGAAGAGAUACAGACAUGGCCCCACUUUUACAACAUUGAGGAGGAGGAGGAGGAGGAGGAGCAAUAAAGGACAAACAAGCACGUUAUUCACACACAUACCUGAUUUAAAUGCACCCGAGUUGAGUUUACAUCUUUGUUGAAAAUUAAAUCACACGUUUAUAAAUUUGA
This is a messenger RNA of Drosophila biarmipes, 1446 nucleotides long. RefSeq names its product peptidoglycan-recognition protein LE (gene PGRP-LE). Gene Ontology annotation, biological process: peptidoglycan catabolic process. The record is from RefSeq and is a predicted model, not a curated record. The coding region runs from base 296 to 1345 and encodes 349 amino acids. The transcript has 5 exons. NCBI's taxonomy places the organism in Eukaryota, Metazoa, Arthropoda, Insecta, Diptera, Drosophilidae. Gene Ontology annotation, molecular function: zinc ion binding; N-acetylmuramoyl-L-alanine amidase activity.